Molecule: messenger RNA, 4446 nt
Organism: Acanthaster planci (crown-of-thorns starfish)
Lineage: Eukaryota; Metazoa; Echinodermata; Asteroidea; Valvatida; Acanthasteridae
Product: cleavage and polyadenylation specificity factor subunit 6-like
Molecular function (GO): RNA binding
Source: RefSeq, a predicted model, not a curated record
AAAAACACACAGAACCCAAAUGCCGUGUUGGUACCCGACCUCACACAUUUAGGAUAGACGUAUCGGCUGUUGAUCACCAGCGCAAUCCCGCGACUUCUAUUCAAAAUGGCGGACGCUGUGGACAUCGAUUUGUACGCGGACGAUGUGGAUCAGGAAUUCAAUCAGGAGGCAGAGCAGUACAACAGUAGCUCUGGCCAAGUGGACUUGUACGAUGAUGUCAUCACCGCUCCCGCGGACGGAGGCACUGUGCCAGAAAGGAGAUUUUCCUCUGGUGAUGCCCGCCCGAAGGCUUCAACGACGACGGUUGAGCGGUCAUCGACCACAAUGAGCUCGUCCUACAGUGGCAAGCGAGUCUGUAUGUACGUGGGCAACUUGACGUGGUGGACCACUGACCAGGAUUUGUCCGAUGCCAUCCGCGAGCUCGGGGUCGCCGACCUGAUCGAGAUCAAGUUCUUUGAGAAUCGGGCCAACGGUCAGUCGAAGGGCUACUCGGUGGUGCAUGUGGGUUCAGACGCUUCCUACCGGACCAUCAUGAGCGGACUGCCGAAGAAAGAGCUGCACGGUCAGAACCCAGUCGUAACUCCCUGCAACAGACAGAGCCUCUCGCAAUUUGAGAACGCCUCUCGGAAGGCACAAGGUGGUCAGGUGUCCGGCGAUGGACGCUCAGGACCGCCUAGUGACCGACGAGGCCCGUACAACAACCGCGACGGCCCGCAAGGUGGACCGCCACCCCACCAAGGCCCGCCCCACCAGGGCCCCCCGGGCAACCAGCAGGGACCACCACCCCCGUUCAAUGCCCCAGGGCAGGGUCCACCCCCACCCUAUGGACCUGGAGGCGAUCGCUUCCCUGGGCCAGGGGGUCCAAGUGGGCCUGGUGGCCCCCCACCUCACGGGCAGCAAUUCCCACCAGGUCGUGGCGGAGGCCCUCCACCUCCCCGUGGCCCCCUGCCCCCGGGCCCCCCGGGGCCAGGUUUCCAAGGCCCCCCCAGGGGACCCCCGGGCCCACCAGGACCUCCUGGACCAGGGAUGCAGCGGCCUCCCAUGGGGGACAGGGGACCCCCUCCUCAAGGGGGACCAGGCAUGCGAGGUCCACCACCCCCUGGCCCCCAUGGGCCAGGCGGUCCACCUCUGCCUCACCAAGGACCCCCGGGCCCGCCAGGAAUGCGAGGUCCUCCCAUGCAUGACCAGAGAGGACCACCACCUCACCCCCAGGGGCCCCCAUCCCAGGGUCCGCCUCCCCCGCACAUGGGUGGCCCCCGACCCCCACACAGCGGACCGCCGGGGCCACCACCUCAGCAGGGGCCUCCUAACUUUGGUGGGCCCUCCGGCCAGGGUCCCCCUCAAGGACCAAUGCCUCACCAAGGUCCACCUAUUAACCAGGGCCCACAUCCCCACGGACCGCCUCACCAGGGUGGACCGCCACAGUUUGGAGGACCGCCCCCCCAGCAAGGAGGGCCACCCCGUGGUCCUCCGCAGGGCAUGCCCCCUCCCAACAUGCAGCAGGGCCCCCCGCAAGGGCCACCUCCACCCCGCCCAGGUCCACCAAUGCAGGGCGGCCCUCCCAUGCAAGGCGUCCCUCCCAUGCAAGGCGGCCCACCCAUGCAAGGCGCGCCGCCCAUGCAAGGCGGUCCGCCCAUGGGCCCCGGAGGCCACUCCAUGGACAGUGCCCCGCCCAUGCCGGGCGGCCCGCCCGGACCGCCACCCCAGCAGCAGCAGCAAGUUGCCCCAGCCAUGCACCCUGCCAGUGCCCCGCCCUCAGGUGGGUUUGGGGCACCUCAGAUGCAGCAGGCUCCGCCGCCCCAGAGCUCCGGGCCUCCUCCCAUGGGGCAAACGCAACCUCAAGGUCCCUCUCCUCACGUCAACCCUGCAUUCUUUCAAGGACAGCAAGGCCCUCCCCAGCCUGACAGACAGGGCUAUGAUCAGGGUCCAUCCCGUCAGAACUUUGAGAGGGACCAGUACCGAGCGUCGGCUGAACGCAGCCAAGGGUCCGCACCCCCGGCCGAGAAUGGCAGCUACAUGCGCCGUCAGGAGGGCCCCCCGCCUACCCAGGCACCUCAGAUGAGUGAAACAGAGUUUGAGGAGAUUAUGAGUCGGAACCGUACCGUCUCUAGCAGCGCUAUCUCCAGCGCAGUCAUGGACGCCAGCAAAGGUAAUUACCCCAGUGCCAUUGAGACCUUGGUGACAGCCAUCUCACUGAUCAAGCAGUCCAAAGUGUCCAAUGAUGACCGCUGCAAAGUCCUGGUCAGCUCUCUCCAGGACUGCCUGCACGGCAUAGAAUCCAAGUCCUAUGGCUCCUCUUCUAGACGUAAAGAUCGCAGCUCAAGGGAGCGUGAUGACAGCCGGCACCGCAGCCGCGAGUCCAAGAGCAGCCGGCACAAGGAGCGGCGGGAGCGCUCGCGCAGCCGGGACCGGGAGUACCGCGAGCGCUCCCGCGAGCGCAGCAGCAACGACUACUCCUCCUCCAGCCGGGAGAGAAGCGACCGGGACCGGGAGAGGGACCGUGACCGGGACCGCGAGUACCGCCGGCGUUAAGACGCCGUGCCGCCAACAGGGGCGCUGAUAACCAGGCGAUUUCUGACGUGAAGACCAGCCAUUCGUCAACUCUGUAUUUCACAGUUUUUGUGUCAUCGGCAAAUCCACAGCAUUGGGGGAAAACUCUGAUCUUUGAACUUUUUUAUCGAGAACUGUAAUGUUAGUUGCCUCUUGCACCCUUACGGGCUGUUUUUAGAGCAGUUAAUUGUGAAAAAGUUUCAACGUUAUUAAUAGUUCAGCACUUGCACGAUCAAAAUCUGGGUUUUUGCUAACAUAAACAAAGCACUAAAAGGCGGUUUUUUUGGGGGGAGGGUGUAAAAGCAACCUUGUGAUUGUAUGUAUUUUUGUGGCCCGCAUUUAUUGCGGUUCUGUUGACAGUUUGUUCAGAGCACGCAAUGUUCGACUAGUGUAAGAAGGAAAACUUUAUUGCAAUGAAACAAUGCCGUUGAAAUGUAACAAAUAUAAAAGAGAAAUGGAACUUCAACAAACUGGAAAGUUUUGCGAGGAUCGAGGGAGUUAGAGCCACCUGCCUCAGGAGUUGGAGCCACCUGCCUCAGGAGUUAGAGCCACCUGCCUCAGGAGUUGGAGCCCUCGUGCCUCUGUCGGCGACCUGUGGAUAUCACUUGGAGUAGCGUGGCGUCUCAUCAGCCGCACCAGGAAGAACAAGCCAGCACUGCUGCAACGGCAUAGUUCAAAGGUCACUCAGAUACAGCAUUCCACGCCCAAGCAGAGACACCGUUCGAUUCGAGGAGUCGGCCAGAGCGCCCCCAUCCGACUUUCUGUGCGAAAAGAAACCUCCAGUGACGUCACGUGUAAUCUUUCCUCGCUGAUACAACUAUUGUAAUCAAGACACUCCGAGUCCGUAAGACCAUACCUUUUACAUGUUUGAUUGUUGCAUGUUCAUUGUCUUUAAAGUGUACACGAUUUAUUCCAGUUGUUAUAAUGCCUGUCACGCAGGUACAUGUCUAAUUAUGAAAUGUGGCUGUACAGAAAAAUUACUUAACGACUAUGAACCAUUUCGCCAACGAUUCGCUGUAAAUCCUUGCGUCAGUUUUGAGCCUUUAGGGCGGUAUGUUAUGUUGCCUAUUGUCAAAGUCCUCUGCCAAGGUUUACCAGUAUAUGUAACUGGCAAAGUUGUUAAACUAGAGGUCAAAAUGUCUUUAGUGCCGGAACAGCUCUUUGCCAAACCCUUUGGGGGAGUUUAUAGCCACUCUCAUACCAUCAGAAGCCUGUUUAUCAGAUACUAAUUUUUUUGUUUGUUUUAAGAUUUUCUGAUAAAACUUUGUGUACAUUUUAAAACCUGUAAUACGUUUUCCCCCCCUUAACCCAGUUACAAAAAUGUUGCUCUGACUUUUGGGAGAUGGCUGGUUUGCUAUCGGUUUAGUUGAUGUGCCUUCCACUUUUCCUGACAAAAGCUUUAAAUGGGUCAGGCAACGUUUGCACCUGGCUCAACGGUCUAUUUCAUGAACAGCGGUGAAAUCCACAGUGAGAAUGUUCUUUCGCUGUAUGUUGCCUCAACGAGGCGCACUGUGUACCGCCAUGCUGUGUCACGUGGCUGUCACGUGUUGCACAUGGCAGAUGUCGAAAGUAGUGUUACAAAUCAAAACCUCGUGACGCUUUGUAACCCCCCCCUCAAAAAAGUGAUCAUUGAUGCAGAAUGACAGUCGUCCAGUUUUUCUUUUAACCCACUGGUCUUUUAGCACUGAGGAGGGUCGUGUCACUUGCAAUUCAGGACCUCAGAAUGAAAUCGUACGUGUCUCACGCCACGUUCUACGUCAGAGCAAGAUUUUCAACCCAUUUCCUUUUUUAAGCUUAAGUUACUCAUUUCAAGUAUUGCGUAGAAUAAAUUGCUUUAAUGUUGCAAGUUCGAGCUCACAAAGGCCCAAUUUGUUACAGCCUAAUCUCUAAAUUACA